Molecule: messenger RNA, 2972 nt
Organism: Tachysurus vachellii
Lineage: Eukaryota; Metazoa; Chordata; Actinopteri; Siluriformes; Bagridae
Gene: hnf1bb
Product: HNF1 homeobox Bb
Exons: 9
Coding region: 105-1670 (521 amino acids)
Biological process (GO): liver development; regulation of transcription by RNA polymerase II; positive regulation of DNA-templated transcription
Cellular component (GO): nucleus
Molecular function (GO): RNA polymerase II cis-regulatory region sequence-specific DNA binding; DNA-binding transcription factor activity, RNA polymerase II-specific
Source: RefSeq, a predicted model, not a curated record
CAGUCUAACGCAGAAGUGUUAGUGCGGUCACACACACACACACACACACACACACACACAGCUACAUUCCCCCGAGCUGUGAGGACCUCCUCACCACCGGCUUCAUGUUUGCUGACAUGGUGUCGCAGUUAACGUCUCUUCAGCAGGAGUUACUGAGCGCCUUGUUGGAUUCGGGUCUGACCAAAGAUGAGCUCGUCCAGGCGCUGCACGAUCUAGAGCCGCGUCCGCCGCACUUCGCGAUCAAAACCGAGAAGCCUCUGUCCCCAGCCAGCGUUAACGGUGCCAGCGAUACGGACUCCAAACCGGUGUAUAUGACCCUGCAAGCCAGAGGGAGUAAAGUGUCCGGGGAUGAAGGCUCAGAGUCCGGGGAGGACUUCGAUACGCCGCCCAUCCUGAGAGAGCUGCAGGCGCUGAACACCGAGGAGGCGAACGAACAGCGCGCCAUGGUGGAGCGCAUGCUGGCGGAGGAUCCAUGGCGCGCUGCUCGAACUAUUAAAAGCUACAUGCAGCAGCACAACAUUCCUCAACGCGAGGUGGUGGAUGUAACAGGAUUGAAUCAGUCUCACCUCUCGCAGCACCUGAACAAAGGAACACCGAUGAAAACAACCAAACGAGCCUCGCUCUACGCCUGGUAUGUCCAGAAACAGCGAGAGAUUGACCGGCAGUUUGAUCGUGUUCAGGCCUCCGGGGACUCAGGCACUCAGGAUCAGGUCCUGUAUUUUUUCCCAGAAUUCCACCAGAGCGGGCAGAACACAAGCUCUGCCUCAGGGACGCUCACCGACGAAGGUGCCCAAGGUUCAAAAAGAAUGAGACGGAACCGUUUUAAAUGGGGACCGGCGUCUCAGGAGAUCUUGUACAAGGCCUACGAGAGGCAAAAGAACCCCAGCAAAGAGGAGAGAGAAGCUCUGGUGGAGGAAUGCAACAGGGCUGAGUGUGUACAGAGGGGAGUGUCACCAUCUAAAGCUCAUGGUCUGGGCUCGAACCUAGUCACGGAAGUCCGCGUCUAUAACUGGUUUGCUAACCGGCGCAAAGAAGAGGCCUUCCGACAGAAGCUGGCGAUGGACACGUACCCUGUUCACAGCUUGAACUCCUUAAUGCCUCACGCACACAGCCAGCACCAUCACAGCAGCCCAGAUAUGAAACUCCGAUACAGCCAACAGGGAUCCGGCGACGUCACUUCGUCGACGAGCAUCGGUCACCAUGGCAACAGCCAGUCGGUGUUACAGCAGGUGUCUCCACCUGUUUUGGACCCCUGUCACAGCCUGUUGUCCCCCGAAGCCAAGAUGAUUUCAGUCUCGGGUGGAGUCUUACCCCCUGUAAGCACUCUGACUAACAUCCACAGUCUGUCUCAGUCAUCUCACCAUCACCAACAGGCUCAGAGUCUCAUCAUGACCCUCGCUGCACAGAGCCUGAGCGCUCCUCCGUCUCAGAACAUGCCCAUCAUUAACAGCGUGUCUGGACUGACGGCGUUACAACCCAUGCAGUUUUCACACAGCCCCAGCCUCACACCUCUUAGCAAUGCACACUCAUCUCAGCAGGCUUACACACACAUGUACUCGCCCAAGCAGGAGCCUCCUCAGUACUCUCACCCGUCUCGAUACUCCUCCAUGGACCCUGGUGCGAUCUCUCAUCUGGGUUCCAGCAAGCAGUGCCCUUUGCAGGCCUGGUAACAUUGUACAGGUGUGAAAAGACUUCUUCGGCAGCUAAGUGACAAGAGUGCCUUAUCGCAGCGGCCUUGACGACUUCUCGAGCCAAAGAACCGUAAAGGAAAAGCACUACAUUCACUGAAGAACACAGAGUACAUCGUUUUUUUCACUUCAUACACCAGACAAGAAGGUGACGGAGGAAGAAGACUGAAUCUGCGGCACAACAUAACGUUAGCAUCACGGCAUUUCCUGUCCAAAAUACCACCAACCUUCAGAACGAGCUACAUCCGCACUGAGUAGUGAACAUUCUAGCGUUCAUAAACACAUAUUCUCACUUUCAACAGGUCUCAGUGGUGUAAAUAUUUCUUAAUAAGAUGCUCCUAAAGUUUUAGGUCAGAUUUAAGCUAAAGAAAGAGAAAAUAACGGUAGUUAUUAGAGAAUUAUGCUAGUAGAAUUCCAAUACUGUAUUAGGAUUAAAUUUCAUCAGAUCAUUUUAUUUUUCAAGGUUUUUUUUUUUCUUUUCCCCCUCAGUCCUUUUGCUUAUAACAGAGAUCAGAAGAGAAACUGAAGUUACUCUCAGGGACUGAUUUUAUGCAUAAAGAAAUAUCUUGCUUUAAAGAUCCUUUAAAAUUGUGGUUUUGCUUGAAUCAUAUUUAUGUUUCUGUAAACCUGUAAAUUAUAAUUUCUUUCCUUUGAUCUACGUCUUAUAACUUAAAUCUGUAUUCGUACCUGAGGGCUUUUAUGUACAUAAAUAACUGCAUUAAGUUGAUUUUAUUGCCCGGAAUGCUCAGUGUGCUAACAGCUUCAGGCAGAUUGGAGGGGGGGAGUAAGAUAGGGGGUAAUAGGGAGGGGUGUUUAUUUUAGAUUCACCUCAUUAGGUCUAUUUCCUCUGAAUCUGACCCCAUCCUCUGUUCACACGGUGUAAAGAAUCACUCCAAGGAAAUGAGCGAAUGAAGUCAUUCGGCUUUUUUUUUCUUUUAUUGUACAAACUUUGCAGACUGUGUUUAAAACAGAUGUAUUUCCUGAGAGAAGACAACAAUUAAGCUUGUACGACAAGAGCAUACGGACUGGAAAUUAAUGCUGAUCAUUCAAAAAAAUUUUAAAAAGUCACAUUUCAGUGUAUUAUAUAAUGAAACACGAACACGUGUAAACUGUACAUUAGACCAAGGACAAGCUAAUAAUAUUAACAGUAAUAAUAGUGUGUAAUAUAAUGUAAUAUGAUCAUUACUUUCCUGUUGUUUCGUUGUUGUUUGUUUAUACAAAUUAUUUUCCCAGAGCUUUGUCUAGCAAAUAUUUCACAAAAUGUAUUAAAUUUGUAUUUGGUUA